AUGCGGUGGUCUCUCGCCGCGCUGGCAGCUCCUCUGCUGCACUCGACCCUCUCCGCUGCCUCCAGUCUGACUCCCCCGGUUCUCCCGUUGAUCGUGAGGAAUCCGUACCUCAGCACCUGGCUGGGCAAUGCUCGUGAAGUUCCAUGGUCCAAAUGGCCCAUCUUCUAUACCGGUGAAGAGCUGGGUUUCUCCUUGCUGGCCCAAGUGCCCAGCACCGGCACGGUAUACCCAUUGCUGGGGAGGCCACAGGAUUCCUUGGAGAAGGACGGUAACGCUGGCUACAAGAUCUCCUAUCCCGUCUAUCAGGGUGCCAACUAUGACGCCUCGACCACCAACUUGACGUAUGUGAUCCCUGGGUCCGAUGCCGCCGAACCCUUGGAGAUCGUCGUGUCCUUCCUCUCGCCGAUUACGCCCACCUCCACCCUGCGGCAGUCCAUUCCGGCCUCCUACCUGACUGUGUCCGUCACUGGGACCGUGGACGUAAACGUCUACAUCGACCUGAACGGGCAGUGGGUGAGCGGUGAUCGCGGAAGUCCGAUUUUCUGGAGCCUGGACAAUGUCGUUCUGGAAGAUGAAAACCGCGCUCUGAAGAAAUGGCAGGUCACCCGCCAGACGGAACUGCUGCUGUCUGAGAUCGCAGACCGGGCCGAAUGGGGUACUCUGCACUUCAUUGGGCCUGAGGAUGCUCGACACGAGGCUGGAACUUCGGCGCUGCUGCGCCAGCGCUUCGCCAGGACCGGAACCCUCCAGAAUCAUGUCGACCGCAAGUUCCGCGCCAUCAUGGACUCAGAACCAGUCUUCGCCUUUUCGAAGCAUUUCGCCCUGAGCGGCAAUUGGACCGCCAACACUGAGAGCGUCCUCUUCACCAUCGCUCACAUUCAGGAUCCAGUCACCCAGUUUGCCUCCGCACGAGGACUGACCCUAAUGCGACCUCUCUGGAAGUCGUGGUUCCGCACUGAGAAUGAGCUGCUCACGUUCCACUAUGCGGACUUUGCCAACGCCAAUGCCCUGGCCUCCAACUACUCGCAGCAAUUGGCCAUCGAUGCGUACGAAUCGGGGGCCGAUGACUACGUGGAUAUCGUUGCUCUUUCGGCCCGCCAGGUGCUAGGCGCUACUAGCUUCUCCGGAACCGCCGAAAAUCCCAUCCUCUUUUUGAAGGAGAUCUCCUCCAAUGGGAACUUCCAGACCAUCGAUGUCAUCUUCCCGGCGUUCCCCUUCUUCAUGUACACAAGCCCUCGCUGGCUGGCCUAUCUCCUGGAACCCCUGAUUGAGCACAUGUUGAGUGGACAGUAUCCCAACACGUACGCCAUGCAUGACCUCGGCACGCACUUCCCGAACGCGACGGGCCAUCCGGACGGGAAUGAUGAGUACAUGCCUGUGGAGGAGUGUGGAAAUAUCCUGAUCAUGGGCCUUGCUCUGGUGAAUUCUCUCCGCUACUCUGACAGCCAGCAGUCUAUCUCCCUUUGGGCUGCCGAGGGCCAGCCCGGCCCGACGCCAGAGGCGGAUGGGCCCCUCUUCCCUCUGGACGAUCUUCAGGUCGUUGCCGGCAUCGAUAAACAGGACGGU
Rasamsonia emersonii CBS 393.64 is the source of this 1566-nucleotide messenger RNA. Its product is annotated as Glutaminase. NCBI's taxonomy places the organism in Eukaryota, Fungi, Ascomycota, Eurotiomycetes, Eurotiales, Trichocomaceae. The record is from RefSeq and is a predicted model, not a curated record. The transcript is spliced from 3 exons. The annotation marks the transcript as partial.